AGCUUGUAUCAUGUGAUGGGCGAAUCCCGGAAUCUCGGUUAUGCAAGGCGGAAGUAAGGACUGGGUUAUUUGCUAAACUGAAAAGUGUCCGAAAUAGAAAACACAAGAAACAUAUAGCAUUGGGGAAUCAUACUUCUACGACUUAUGUCUGUUUUCUGCUUUUGAUUCCAGGUUCCAGAUAUCUGCUUCUACUACCCUUGCUGUGGCCUCCAAAACCUACCAACAACUUUUCAAAAAACUUCAACCACCUCCACCAGUGCUGCCUAACUUUUUGUGGCCCAGUCCAGGCACCUCUUACCCAGGGUAGCCUCCUCUCAGCUCCAUGGCGGGUCGUGGAGGACCAGCGAGACCCAACGGUCCAGCAGCUGGAAACAAAAUCUGCCAGUUCAAGUUGGUGCUUCUAGGGGAAUCAGCUGUGGGGAAAUCCAGUCUGGUUCUGCGCUUUGUCAAGGGCCAGUUUCACGAAUAUCAGGAGAGCACUAUUGGAGCUGCCUUUCUCACACAGACGGUCUGCUUGGACGACACGACAGUCAAGUUUGAGAUUUGGGACACGGCUGGACAAGAGCGCUACCACAGUCUGGCGCCCAUGUACUACAGAGGAGCCCAGGCGGCCAUUGUGGUCUAUGACAUUACUAACACAGAUACUUUCACACGAGCAAAGAACUGGGUGAAGGAGCUGCAGAGGCAAGCCAGUCCCAACAUAGUGAUCGCUCUGGCUGGCAAUAAGGCAGACAUAGCUAACAAAAGAGCCAUUGACCAACAGGAAGCACAAGCGUACGCUGAUGAUAACAGCUUACUCUUCAUGGAAACCUCAGCCAAGACUGCCAUGAACGUGAACGAAAUCUUCAUGGCCAUAGCCAAGAAGCUGCCCAAGAACGAGCCACAAGGUGGAGCUGGAACAGGGGGCCGGACCAGACCUGGGGUGGACCUACAAGAACCUGCCCCCCAGGGUCGCAGUGGCCAAUGCUGUGGUGGGAGCAACUAGCCAAUGGAAAUGAACUUACCGAGCGAGCCCUGAACAACAUUGUCAGGAUGACAACCAAUUAGAGCCCAGCGAGGGCCGGAGACCGGAACCACUUAGCCCUCCGCACUUAAACUGAGAUUACAGAUGAGAUUUUAUCUUCCCCUUUGAUUGAAAGGAGUGUUUAAAAAAAAAAAAAUCAUAAGCUACCACAGCCCUCUCUUAUUUUUUUUCAUGUUCUUCUCUCUAUAUAUCUCUCUAUAUCUCUCUCUCUAUAUCUCUCUCUUUAUAUCUCUCUCCCUAUAUCUCUCUUUUUAUAUCACUCUCUCUUCCCCUCACUUCUUUGAAUCUUCUUCUCCCAUACGCAACCUAUUUGUGUUAUUUAAUUCAAAUAUUACCUGGAUUAUGUCAAUGCUCUUGAGGAGUGUUGGCGAUUUCUGUAACCUUCUUCGUGUCCAGGUGAUGGGUGCAUGCUACAUUUUCUUUAUUUUCUACCCCACUCCGAUCUUUUCCUUCCCUGUUGAUCUUCCUCAUCUGGAAACCCCAAAAAGAUCCUCAAAGGGGAAAAUGUGUCUUAACACCUCCCAGUUCUCUCUCUCUCUCUCUGUCUCCAUUUUUGUAAAUUAAUAACAGCCUUCAUUGCAAAGACCCUCAGUUUUUUCCUGGUCAGGAAAGAUGGUCAGGAAAACCACAUGGGCCUUUGGUAAAGCCACUGUUGUGGCGCAGUAGUGUAUAAUUUCAUUGGAUACACCUAAUGUGAUAUCUCUGAUCUGUGCAUCAAAUUUAAUUAUGUACCCAAUGUGCAUUAACACCUAUGACAUCAGUCAUUUUUAGCAUCAUGUGUUUUUUUUUGAAUCUGUAAAGUAAAUGUGAAAAUAAAUUCUAAGGCCAGAAGAAAAAGUUUGUAUGUGGUGAAAAUAAUUGUCCAGAUGUAGAUUUAUGAGUUCAGAUUGGAUUAUAUAUAAAUACUUUUCAUGAAUAAUUAGCAGAAUAGGGCGUACCGAUGAUACUAAUACAAUUUUAUUAGGAAGUGCAGCUAUUGUGUGAAAACAUGGUCAAUAAUAGUAUUACAUACAUUUUACGUUUACAUAAAAUUACAUUCCAGUGACAUUAAAUUUAAAGUAUCCCAAAAAGAAAAAUCCUCAGAUUUUUUUUUUAAACUUUCAUUGGCUUGCUGUUUCUGCUUUGUGAAGAACCCCUACAGUGGUCCAUUAAGUAACUCCACCAACCAAUCUACAAAGGGAUAGUAUACACAUCAAAAUAAGGGGCACAUCACGUCACAUGACAAUCCUCAAUCUUCUGUUUAUUUGUGUUUUGCUUAAAUAGUUCUGUGGGUUGAAAUUAUUUUACCAUAUCUGACAUUGUCUCUAAAUGGCCUUUUGACUUGUCUUCUGGAAUCCCCAAGACUGCACAUCAUCUCUUUGUUAAAGUAUAAAUGUUGGGGGAAUGUCCCUGUACUUAAUGUAAGUCGCUCUGGAUAAGAGUGUCUGCUUAAUUAAUAAAUGAAAUGUAUAAUAA
Messenger RNA from Hypomesus transpacificus, 2479 nucleotides. RefSeq names its product ras-related protein Rab-5C-like. Bases 323 to 985 code for a protein of 220 amino acids. Gene Ontology annotation, molecular function: GTP binding; GTPase activity. Lineage: Eukaryota; Metazoa; Chordata; Actinopteri; Osmeriformes; Osmeridae. The record is from RefSeq and is a predicted model, not a curated record. The transcript is spliced from 6 exons.